UGUGGGGGGGCCCCCGAGAGCGCCCCAACCCCCAGCCCCACACGCGUGACCAUGCUGUCCCGCCUGCUGAAGGAACACCAGGCCAAGCAGAACGAGCGCAAGGAGCUGCAGGAGAAGAGACGUCGAGAGGCCAUCAAUGCAGCGACCUGCCUGACAGAAGCUUUGGUGGAUCAUCUAAAUGUGGGUGUUGCACAGGCCUACAUGAACCAGAGGAAGUUGGACCAUGAAGUGAAGACCCUGCAAAUCCAGGCGGCUCAGUUUGCCAAGCAGACAGGCCAGUGGAUUGGGAUGGUGGAGAACUUCAACCAGGCACUCAAGGAAAUCGGGGAUGUGGAGAACUGGGCUCAGAGCAUCGAGCUGGACAUGCGCACCAUCGCCACCGCGCUGGAGUAUGUCUAUAAAGGCCAGCUGCAGUCCGCCCCGUCCUAAGCACUCUGCCCUUUCCCUUUCCAGCUCGGCUGUGCCCCAGCAGUCUGAGUAAUAAAACACAAGCCU
Suncus etruscus (white-toothed pygmy shrew) is the source of this 495-nucleotide messenger RNA. RefSeq names its product biogenesis of lysosomal organelles complex 1 subunit 1 (gene BLOC1S1). Gene Ontology annotation, biological process: endosomal transport. The coding region runs from base 52 to 429 and encodes 125 amino acids. The record is from RefSeq and is a predicted model, not a curated record. Gene Ontology annotation, cellular component: BLOC-1 complex. NCBI's taxonomy places the organism in Eukaryota, Metazoa, Chordata, Mammalia, Eulipotyphla, Soricidae. The transcript is spliced from 4 exons.